CCCCGCACUUCGCCCAACAUCUAUGCAUACUUUCUGGAGAACUCAACGCGGACGAUCGCAUUUCCGUGCCUCCGACUGCCAAAAUCUGUGCACGGCCCAGAGGAUUCCGAUGACGCCCUGGACUACAAAGGUCAGCUCGAGCGGGAUGGACCGUCGACUCAUCGCCGGGUCGACGCGCCAUGGGCUGGAAGAACGUGAACGCCGUUAUUCCUGACCGACUCCUCCUUGGCAAUCUGUCCGCCGCCAGAUCCACACGCACCCUGGGGGAGAAUCGGAUAACUCAUAUCAUUUCUGUGUGUAACGAUGCCAUCCCGGCAGAAAGCCCCGCGUCGGGCAUCAGCCACUAUCGCAUACCCGUUGAGGACCGUGACUAUGACGAUCUCCUUAUAUGGCUACCGACUGCCUGUCAGUUCAUCGAUAAUGCGCUUCGGAGCGGUGGCGUUGUAUUAGUCCAUUGUGGUCAAGGUCUUUCUCGUAGCGCGACUGUCGUCGCUGCUUACUUAAUGUGGUCACGACGAAUAAGCGCGACUCAGGCGUUGGAAGAGACACGAAAGGCUCGCGACCAAAUAUGGCCGAACCCUGGUUUUCAAGAGCAGCUGGUCCUGUUUGAGCUCUGCCAAUACGCGCCAUCGCGUUCUAAUGGCAUAUACAGUUCUUGGAGAACGAAGCUGGACCGUCGUCUCCGCGCGGCCGGGCUUCCGCAUUGAAAAUACCCUUGGUAGAUUAUAGAUCCUUGGCGCCGUUUAAUGGUUUUCCUGCAUGCACUAUUUAUUCUCUCCACAAGCUAUCCCCAACUCCCAGGUCCCACCGUGUAAAUACUAUAGUUGUGUACAGCUGUCGGUGCUGUCGCUUGUAUCACCUAUGUAACAGUAACCGAAUCGUACAUAGCGGCUAAUGGA
This is a messenger RNA of Schizophyllum commune H4-8, 899 nucleotides long. Its product is annotated as phosphatases II. Lineage: Eukaryota; Fungi; Basidiomycota; Agaricomycetes; Agaricales; Schizophyllaceae. The coding region runs from base 180 to 707 and encodes 175 amino acids. Gene Ontology annotation, biological process: protein dephosphorylation; negative regulation of MAPK cascade. The record is from RefSeq and is a predicted model, not a curated record. Gene Ontology annotation, cellular component: cytoplasm. The transcript is spliced from 6 exons. Gene Ontology annotation, molecular function: protein tyrosine/threonine phosphatase activity; MAP kinase tyrosine/serine/threonine phosphatase activity.